Molecule: messenger RNA, 4029 nt
Organism: Elephantulus edwardii (Cape elephant shrew)
Lineage: Eukaryota; Metazoa; Chordata; Mammalia; Macroscelidea; Macroscelididae
Gene: REV1
Product: REV1, polymerase (DNA directed)
Exons: 22
Coding region: 7-3756 (1249 amino acids)
Biological process (GO): error-prone translesion synthesis; error-free translesion synthesis
Cellular component (GO): nucleus
Molecular function (GO): damaged DNA binding; deoxycytidyl transferase activity; DNA-directed DNA polymerase activity
Source: RefSeq, a predicted model, not a curated record
UCCACCAUGAGGCGAGGUGGUUGGAGGAAACGAACUGAAAAUGAUGGCUGGCAAAAAUGGGGUGGGUAUAUGGCUGCAAAGGUCCAGAAAUUGGAGGAACAGUUUCGGUCAGAUGCUGCUAUACAGAAGGAUGGAAAUUCAUCUACGAUUUUUAGUGGAGUUGCCAUCUAUGUUAAUGGCUAUACAGAUCCUUCUGCUGAAGAAUUGAGAAAGCUGAUGAUGCUCCAUGGAGGCCAGUACCAUGUGUAUUAUUCCAGAUCCAAAACAACACACAUUAUUGCCACAAAUCUUCCUAAUGCCAAAAUUAAAGAAUUAAAGGGGGAAAAAGUAAUUCGACCAGAGUGGAUUGUGGAAAGCAUUAAAGCUGGAAAACUCCUGUCCUACAUUCCUUAUCAGCUGUAUACCAAGCAGUCCAGUGUGCAGAAAAGUCUCAACUUUAAUUCCGUGUGCAGACCUGAAGAGCCUGUGCCAGGUCCAAGCAACAUAGCUAAACAGCUCAACAACAGGGUAAAUCACAUAAUUAAGAAGAUAGAGACAGAAAAUGAAAUCAAAGCCAAUGGAAUAGACAGUUGGAAUGAAGAUGCAAAUAAUGACUCUGAAUGUGUGGAGCUGGAACAGAUCCUUCUAGAACGGAAACAGAAUGGAAUUCCACAUCACAGAGACAGCUCUGCCAUGUUUAAUGGUCACACUCCCAGCCCUAAUGGUGCCUUAAAGACACAGGAUUGCUUCGUUCCCAUGGGCAACAGUGUUGCCAGUAGGCUUUCUCCAGACUGUGUGGAGGAGGAAAAGACCGAGAAAAAUAGCACUGACUUCAGAGACUGCACUGCACUUCAGCUGCAGCAGAGCAGCGGAAACACAGAUGCUCUGCAAGAUCCACACAGAACUAAUUCUCUCUCAUUGUCAUCUUUGCAUAGUACCACUAAAAUAAAUGGUGCUCACCAAUCCACUGUUCAGGGGCCUUCAAGCACAAAAAGCACUUGUUCAAUACCUACUCUUAGCAAGGCAGCACCUUCAGUGCCGUCUAAGCCUUCAGACUGCAGUUUUAUUUCAGACUUCUAUUCUCGUUCAAGACUACAUCACAUAUCAACGUGGAAGUGUGAAUUGACUGAAUUUGUCAAUACCCUACAAAGACAAAGUAGUGGUGUCUUCCCAGGAAGGGAAAAAUUAAAAAAAAUGAAAACAGGCAGGACUGCACUUAAUGUAACUGACACAGGAAAUGUAUCAGCGUUGAGUUCACCCAGACAUCAGAGUUGUAUAAUGCAUGUUGAUAUGGAUUGCUUCUUUGUAUCAGUGGGUAUACGAAAUAGACCAGAUCUCAAAGGAAAGCCAGUGGCUGUCACAAGUAACAGAGGCACAGGAAGGGCACCUUUACGCCCUGGUGUUAACCCCCUGUUGGAGUGGCAUUAUUAUCAGAAUAAAGUCCUGAAAGGCAAAGCAGAAAUACCUGAUCCAUCAGUUUGGGAGAAUCAAGAUUUUGCACAAAUCAAUGGAAUGGAUUCUGUUUUGUCAAAGGCUGAAAUUGCAUCUUGUAGUUAUGAAGCCAGACAAGUUGGCGUUAGGAAUGGAAUGUUUUUUGGGCAAGCUAAGCAGCUGUGUCCCAGUCUUCAAGCUGUUCCAUAUGAUUUUCAUGCGUAUAAGGAAGUUGCACGAACGAUGUAUGAAACACUGGCAAGCUAUACUCAUAAAAUUGAAGCUGUCAGUUGUGAUGAAGCACUAGUAGACAUCACUGAAAUUCUUGCAGAGACUCGACUUACACCUGAUGAAUUUGCAAAUGUUAUCCGUAUGGAAAUCAAAGACCAAACUAAAUGUGCUGCCUCAGUUGGAAUUGGUUCUAAUAUUCUCCUGGCAAAAAUGGCAACUAGAAAAGCAAAACCAGAUGGGCAGUACCACUUAAAGCCAGAAGAAGUAGAUGACUUUAUCAGAGGUCAGCUGGUUGCUAAUCUACCAGGAGUUGGACAUUCAAUGGAAUCCAAGUUAACGUCUUUGGGAAUUAAAACAUGUGGAGACUUGCAGUAUAUGACCAUGGGAAAACUCCAAAAGGAAUUUGGCCCCAAAACUGGUCAGAUGCUUUAUAGAUUCUGCCGUGGUUUGGAUGAUCGGCCAGUUCGGACUGAAAAGGAAAGAAAAUCUGUUUCUGCUGAGAUCAACUAUGGAAUAAGAUUUACUCAGCCGAAAGAAGCAGAAGCUUUUCUUUUGAGUCUUUCAGAAGAAAUUCAGAGGCGACUUGAAGCCGCUAACAUGAAAGGUAAACGCCUGACUCUCAAGAUCAUGGUGCGAAAGCCAGGGGCCCCUGUUGAAACAGCAAAAUUUGGAGGCCAUGGAAUUUGUGAUAACAUUGCUAGGACUGUAACUCUGGACCAGGCCACAGAUAGUGCAAAGAUAAUCGGGAAGGCCACACUAAACAUGUUUCACACAAUGAAACUAAAUAUAGCGGACAUGAGAGGGGUUGGGAUCCAAGUGAAUCAGUUGGUUCCUUCUCAUCAGACACCCCCGUCAUGUCCCAGUCACCCAUCGUUGCAGUCCAGCCACCCCUCUGGUGCAUCACACUCCCUCAUUGACCUCUUCCAAGUUCAGAAAGCUAAGAAAGCCACAGACGAGGAGCACAAGGAAGUAUUCCUGGCAUCUAUGGAUCUGGAAAUAUCAUCUGGGUCUAAAGCUUGUCCUUUCUUGCCAUCUCUUUCUACACAUCUGACAUCGACCAUCAGUCCAGUUUCUAGUAAAGCCGAGUCUUCCAUGAGAUGGAAGGGUCUGCAUUCUCCUAUCAGUUUGAAAUCAAGACUUAACCUAAGUAUAGAGGUCCCAUCACCUUCCCAGCUGGACCAGUCUGCUUUGGAAGCACUUCCACCUGAUCUCCGGGAACAAGUAGAACAGGUUUGUGCUGUUCAACAAGAGCUACGUGGAGACAAAAAGAAGGAACCAACAAAUGGCUGUAAUACAGGAAUACUACCACAACCAGUUGGAACAGUUUUGUUACAGAUACCAGAACCUCACGAAUCUAGCAGUGACACGGGAAUUAAUUUAAUAGCCCUUCCAGCAUUUUCACAGGUGGACCCUGAGGUGUUUGCUGCCCUUCCUGCUGAGCUUCAAAAGGAGCUGAAAGCAGCAUAUGAUCAAAGACAAAGGCAGGAGGAGAGCGCUCAUCAGCAGCCAGCCAGCAUAUGUGUGCCAAAGAAUCCUUUGCUUCAGCUAAAAGCAGCAGCAGCGAAAGAAAAGAAACGAAACAAGAAAAAAAACCCCAUCAGUCCCAAGAAGAAGAUUCACAGUCCUUUGAAAAACAGGCUGCUUGGUAGUCCUGCAAAAUCUGUGCCAGGGCCCUGCACGAGUCCCCAGAAGUUGAUUGAUGGCUUCCUGAAACAAGAAGGUCCUGCAAUUGAAAAACCCCUGGGGGAACUACCUGCUUCCACCUCAGGGGAGCCAGGUGUUACUGACACGCAGGCUGAGCUGUCUGGCUCCAUGAGACCACCAGCACCCAAUCUAGCUGGAGCUGUUGAAUUUAAUGACGUGAAGACCUUGCUCAAAGAAUGGAUAACUACUAUUUCAGAUCCAAUGGAAGAAGACAUUCUCCAAGUUGUGAAAUACUGUACUGAUCUGAUUGAGGAAAAAGAUUUGGAAAAACUGGAUCUAGUUAUAAAAUACAUGAAAAGGUUGAUGCAGCAGUCAGUGGAAUCUGUUUGGAAUAUGGCAUUUGACUUUAUUCUUGACAAUGUUCAGGUGGUUUUACAACAAACUUAUGGAAGCACAUUGAAAGUUACAUAAAAUAUCACUAGUGCGCUGUGCCAUAAGUGCUUGUGAGGUAUUUGCAAAGUGCAUGAUAAUAAUGCUGAGUUUUUAUAAUUUUGAAUUUUUUUUAAGCAAGUGUUUUGUACAUUUCUUUUCAGAAAGUGCCAAAUUUGUCAGUAUUGCAUGUAAAUAAUUGUGUUAAUUCUUUUACUGUAGCAUAGAUUCUAUUUACAAAAUGUUUGUUUAUAAAGUUUUAUGGAUUUUUACAGUGAAGUGUUUACAGUUGUUUAAUAAAGAACUGUAUGUAUA